CCCCCAACCGUCCCCCUUUCACCUCCCUCUCCUUGUCCUACACGGUUACUCUCUCGCGCAGCAAUCUCACCUCUCGUCUCCCCGGGAAGCCGAAGAAAGUUCCAAACAUGGGCGAUCAAAUAAUAAUGUCCGCUUGACUCUUGAGGGAGAUUUUUCCAAGAUGCCAGCUCUUUUGUCCAGUUCUGGGAGUCUGACUGUCAUCUGGUUUUUAUCUUGGUCACUGUGUCUAAGUAGUGCUCAGAUUCGGACCAAUGAAGUUUCGGACGUGCAGUACGGGCGCUUGGACUCGAAUGUGACACUGGCAUGUGGGAAGUCACAAAUUAAUAGGAUACCAGUGGUGUGGCAUCUUGACGACAGUCAAUUGUUACCAUGGCACAAAGUAACAUCAGAUGGAUCGUUAGUCCUGCUGCACGUCAACCUUUCAGCCCAGGGCAACUACAGCUGCUAUGACAACCAUGGGCUCCUACUCCACUCCAUCAAACUCAGACUGGGCUAUCCCCCUGGUCUGCUUAGCAUUUCCUGUCAAGUUCCGAAUCACACUCUUGUUCGCUGCUCCUGGAAAGAAUCGGUGAAGACCUUUCUUCCAGUCAAGUACAACGCCUCCCUCAGGGGUAAUGGCAAGGCCUGGCAGCCUUGCCUGGUGGACGCGGCCCACAAGUACUGUGAUGUAGAGCACCCAUCCUUCUGGCAGACGAUCCACACGCUUAACGUCACGGCCACAAACGCCCUUGGGUCUGAGUCCACGGCUGCCCGGAUUAAAUUGGACAAGCUCUUGAAACCUGACCCUCCGGAGUCAGUAUUAGUUAAUGAGGUGGAAGGCUUUCCAAAUAAACUGAUUAUCUCAUGGAACUUUCCUUCCUCGUGGGCACUACGUGAUGCUUUCCCUCUCGUGUUUCACAUAAGAUACAGGCCACAUGGAUCGCAAUACUGGUCAGAGGUUUAUCCUGAGGAGAGUCCAGUCGUGAUUUUUGAUGCUUUGGCUGGGCACCCUCACCAAGUCCAAGUGCGAGCGAGGGAUGAGCUUGACGCUGAGAGCCAGUGGAGUGACUGGAGUCCUCUGCGUUAUGGCCGACCCUGGGAAGACCCUGCCGCAUCCGAACCUCCCGAGGAUCAUUUUCCGGACUAUGUUUUUCCCUUCAAUACAAAGCCAGAAACCUCAACUUCAAAGUCACUGAAGCCGGUUCUGCAGGAUGAUGGUAAUUUGGGAUUGGUGAUUCUGCUGGUUUUGUUUGCCGUGGUUAUCGUAGCCACUGUCCUUUCCCUCUUCUUUGUGGUGUGGGUGAAGCAGAGGCGGCGUGAACAUGUAACCAAACAGGAGCUCACGUCGAUGGUCAAAAUGAAGUCUAUGCCAAUUUGAUGUUAAUGUCCAACAUCAUCUACUCCUCGGCCCGUUCUCGGGCUCCUAUGAAGAGUCAGGCCAUCGUGGCAGCAUGUUGGCAUUCAAAGACAACAAAUGAACCAGAACCCAUUUCAGAUCUGCGAUGACACAAACGAUCCCACCCUCUCUUUUUCAAACGAAAAGAUGCAAGACUGUCCCGUUGUGGCAUCAGACUACAUUUCCCACAAUGCAUCUGCAGCACAAACCUGCCGGAGGGGGUCUUUUCUCAUCCCCCUCGGGUUAUUUGAGCUGUCAUCGGUGACGUUGCUAAGCGGUUGCACGUGUCCGUUAUCACAGACAAACCCGAUGCUGUGAAUGAGUGGCGACGUUUAUCUGGCGGCAUUGACGCGUCAACGAGGCCUGAAGAAGGGCAGCUGAACACAAGUGAGCGACUUGAAUUGUAAACACGUCACGUAUUACUUUUGCAUUUGUUAUGAUGAAUGGUUUUGUUCCUUUUUUUUCUUUGUAAUCAUCCAUCCACAGAGCGUGUUUAAGUGCAUGUCACACUUGGGUGGGAAUUGGGAUAUAAAGCUGAUAAAAGGCCUCAUCACAAAUCAGCAGCAUGAUGACGACCGCAAGCGCAGGAAAAUGACAUUGAAAAUAAGUAUGGGAAUAGUUUUGGGGGGGUGAAUCUGGUCAUGAUUAUUCAGUGGAAAGCCCAGCAUUUUCAAAACAUUUCACCCAAAACAACUGACUGAAUGAAUAAUGCAAAAUGCAUCCCGGUUUGUUUUCAACAGAUAAGGCAGCAAUUUCCAAACCUUUUCCGCUCCGGUCAACAAUUCGGAGGUAUUAUGUUUAAGGGAUCGUACACAGUUAAGUUUAACUCUUUCAUGCACCAAUAUUGAUAACCUGUAGCCUGAUAACAUGAUAAGCUAUCCACUGUAGUGACCGCUGUCCCCGAAAAGGUUAAAUUGCAUUCUUAAGUGUUGAA
This is a messenger RNA of Hippocampus zosterae (dwarf seahorse), 2309 nucleotides long. RefSeq names its product interleukin 11 receptor, alpha (gene il11ra). The coding region runs from base 161 to 1357 and encodes 398 amino acids. NCBI's taxonomy places the organism in Eukaryota, Metazoa, Chordata, Actinopteri, Syngnathiformes, Syngnathidae. The transcript has 12 exons. Gene Ontology annotation, molecular function: protein binding; cytokine receptor activity. The record is from RefSeq and is a predicted model, not a curated record. Gene Ontology annotation, cellular component: membrane.